AUGGGUCGAGGGAAGAUAGAGAUCAAGAGGAUAGAGAAUCCAACCAGCAGGCAAGUCACAUUUUCUAAGAGAAGAGGAGGACUGCUAAAAAAGGCCCAAGAAUUGGCUAUUCUUUGCGAUGCAGAUAUUGCUCUUAUCAUCUUUUCCAGCACAGGCAAAUUGUUUGAGUUUGCCAGUUCUAGCAUGAAAAAUAUAUUGGAGAGGUACAACAAAUGCCCAGAAGGACCACAGUCUAGCUUGGUGGAAUAUGAUAAUGAUAAUCAAUUCCAGGAGGUUGCGAGGUUGAAACAUGAGGUCGAACAGUUGCAGUUAUGGCAAAAGCACAUGAUGGGUGAACAGAUUUCAAAUCUGAGCAUGAAAGAUCUGCAACAACUCGAACAUCAAAUGGAAGUAGGCAUGAGUCGGAUUAGGGCAAGAAAGGACCAGACUUUGUUGGAGCGUAUAGAUGAAAUUGAAAUAAAGCGCUUAGAGGAUAUUGAAAUAAAGGAGCAGGAGAAUAGAAAUUUGCGCAGACAAUUAGAAGAGGCACGCAAAAAUCCUUUGGGUACUGAACAACGUCCAACAGCUUUUCUUGAAUUUCAUCCCUUACAACGCAGAGAUUCUCCAAAACCACUCCUUGCUAGACCGUUGGCAGCUAAUAAUUCUAGCGUUGAGGAGUCAGAAACUUCGCAGACAUCAUUGCAUUUAGGGUAA
This is a messenger RNA of Cryptomeria japonica (Japanese cedar), 693 nucleotides long. Its product is annotated as MADS-box transcription factor 23-like. NCBI's taxonomy places the organism in Eukaryota, Viridiplantae, Streptophyta, Pinopsida, Cupressales, Cupressaceae. Gene Ontology annotation, molecular function: DNA-binding transcription factor activity, RNA polymerase II-specific; RNA polymerase II cis-regulatory region sequence-specific DNA binding; protein dimerization activity. Bases 1 to 693 code for a protein of 230 amino acids. Gene Ontology annotation, biological process: positive regulation of transcription by RNA polymerase II. The transcript has 7 exons. Gene Ontology annotation, cellular component: nucleus. The record is from RefSeq and is a predicted model, not a curated record.